AUGGAGAAAGGUGGACACGACCACUUUGACGCAACACUGCAUGUCGUGGAGAAUAGACGAGGUUCGUCAUGGAGACAACUGGUCAAGUCCACGAUCAUACUUGGGGCUUUCUUUUGUUUGAUCAUCCCCUACGUCCGGGAUGCUCUAUUCAAGGAAAGACAGUCUGAAGCGGUGGAGGAUGCUAUCACCGCGUACAGACCUGGAAGCCCUGAGUUCGAUUGGUUCUCUUUAUCUCCCUCAGAUCAUAUCGAAUGGCAGUCAUGCCACUCGGAGUACAAAUGCGCCCGGCUGCUGCUUCCGUUGGAUUACCAAUCCCCUCCUGGUUUUGGGCCGAAGGCGACGAUUGCCCUGCAAAUGCUCCCCGCGACAGACAAGGAGAACUACAGGGGAACCAUCUUGAUCAACCCUGGUGGACCCGGCGGUUCGGGUACAUACGCUGUGAUGGAAUCUGGCAAGAACAUCUCCCGUAUCGUCGGCGGGUCGUACGAUAUCCUGGGCUUCGAUCCCCGAGGGACGGGGGCAAGUCUUCCUGGGCUGCACUGCUACGACUCAGAAGCUCAGUACCAGAUAUGGUGGCAGUCAAUCAGGAACACAUGGGUGAACCUCACUGAGGGCGCUAUCCCACUGAUGGUCGCGCGCGAGGACGCCGUGGGCCAGCUCUGCGAAAAGAAGAUUGGUGGCAAUGGAAGGGAAGAUGCCAAUGGCACGGCUGAAGAGUGGGGUCCUGGCAGGUUCGUCAGCACUGCCAGCGUCGCCACUGACAUGCUCAGAAUUACCGAGAAAUUGGGUGAAGAAAAGCUGAAGUACUGGGGCUUCAGCUAUGGGACUGUCCUAGGCCAGUAUUUCGCUGCGAUGUAUCCAGACAAGAUCGAGCGGAUGAUCAUCGACGGUGUCUUUGAUGCGUAUGAAUACGUCAAGACAUCCUACACAACAAACCUGGUGGACAACGAUGCCAUCAUCGAGGCCUUCUUCACCUUCUGUUACCAAGCAGGCCCGAAGAAGUGUCUCCUAUACGAGCCAUCACCCGCAGCCAUUAAAUCGCGCAUAGAAUCCAUCAUCGACAAGGUCGAGAACACACCUAUACCAGUCCCCUUCGCGGAGCACGGUCCGAUGAUAUUCUCGAAGAAGCUACUCUACGAGCUCACGUUCAUCAUGACCUACAAGCCCAUCCAAUUCUUCCCCGAUCUCGUCACCAUGCUCCUCGGCGCAGAACAGCACAACGGCACCGCUAUCUCCAUCGUCGUCAACAAGUUCCUCCCGGACUACGAAUGCACCUGCGCGCGGAAACAGCCCUGGCUCGAGUCCAACGAGGCGCUCAUGACAAUUGGGUGCGGCGACGGCGACGGGCUCACGUUCGAUCGCGACUACUACGACGCGUACCUGGCGAACAUGACGACACAGUCGCGUUUCGGCGGUCCGUUCUGGGCGAUGUACCAUGUCCGCUGCAGCCAGUGGCGCGUUCGACCGAAGUGGCGGUACACAGGCCCCUUUGCCGCGGCGAACACAUCGCAUCCGAUCCUCAUCGUCGAGCCGCGGUACGACGCGGUCUGCCCCCUCUCGGACGCGCGCAAGGUGCACAAGAGGUACGGCGGCGCUGGACUCCUCGUACAGAACUCGUACGGACAUUGCUCCGCGUCCGCGCCAUCGUUGUGCACGGCGCGGUAUAUUCGCGCGUACUUCGAGAACGGCACUUUGCCGGAGGAAGGGACGGAGUGCGAGGUGGAUGAGCUGCCUUUCAUCGGGCUCGUUGGCGACAAAGAAUACAACACUUUAUCUGCUAAAGACGCGGAACUGCUUGACGCCCUCAGAGGGUUGUCGAAAGCCAUGCCAGUUCUGACGCCAUGGCAUUAG
This is a messenger RNA of Fomitopsis serialis, 1851 nucleotides long. Its product is annotated as alpha/beta-hydrolase. Bases 1 to 1851 code for a protein of 616 amino acids. The transcript is spliced from 3 exons. The record is from RefSeq and is a predicted model, not a curated record. NCBI's taxonomy places the organism in Eukaryota, Fungi, Basidiomycota, Agaricomycetes, Polyporales, Fomitopsidaceae.